This is a messenger RNA of Cynoglossus semilaevis (tongue sole), 3941 nucleotides long. RefSeq names its product specifically androgen-regulated gene protein. The transcript has 4 exons. Lineage: Eukaryota; Metazoa; Chordata; Actinopteri; Pleuronectiformes; Cynoglossidae. Bases 491 to 2164 code for a protein of 557 amino acids. The record is from RefSeq and is a predicted model, not a curated record.
AUUAUUACAUGGUUUAUUAACUAACUUAAAAAAACUAAAACAACCUUUUAAUAACUCUUUUCAUCUGCUAUUGUUUCGCUUUCAUUGCAGUGUGAAUCAAAAGGUAUAAUUUACAUAUUUAACAUUAAAUUUUUUCAUAAUGAAUCCGGUUCCGUUUGAAAAUUGCCCGUAUCUGACCGUUGGGUCUAUUCCUACCAUCGAGUCCAUCUUGGAAACGUCACAUGCAGGUGUUCGCUGAUUGGUCAUGUGCCAACCUGUUCGAAAAGGUAAUUGGCUCACCUGCUCGCACCCACUUCCUGCUUUUACCUUCUCUCAGUCGCCAGUCGCUGUAAUGUUUCAAAGCCGAGGUCUGACACAACCGCGGAGGUUUGUUUUAAACCCACUAGGCCCGAAAUGAAAGAAGUUCAAAUGUUGCUCAAGACGUCGAAUCUUUAGCAGCUGAACACAGUCGUCCUGCGAAGACCUCCCCUCUCGUCCUGUUCCCUAUGCCAUGCCCAGGAGUGACCUGCGGACAGGCAACAUUGCCAUGGAGUCCUUGAGCAACAAUGACAGUGCCGGAAGCUGCGAAAGUGUAAUCAGCGUGAACUCUGCCUUCAGUGAGGACAGUAUGGAGCACUUAUCUGCAGAGGAGAGAGCGUGUCUCAUGUAUUUGGAGGAAACCAUCGAAGCUCUGGAGGUGCAAGAGGACAGUGGUUUUUCCAACGAUGAACCAGAUUGGUCAGGAAAAACAGACUUUUCCAAUUCCAUGUCAGCGUCUGAUAGAGAUGAGCAUCAAACUUUGAACCACACCACUAAAAUAGAGACUCACCUUGUUUCUGAAACCAACACACAUCUCCCCUCAUCAUCCGAGAAGGGAACUCAACCUCAACCCGUUACCGAUGAAUCAGUUCCAUCAGCCUCUCCGUCGAGAGUGCUUUGUGUAACUACGGAUGCAUCUGGUCAUCCUAAGAUCAUCGCAAGUACCAGUCUUCACUCAGCUCAGCCUGUUGAGCCCUCCGAAAAUAAUUUGGUUUUGAUCCCUCCACCCUCGGAUUUUAUGGACAAGCCAAAUCCUCGUGCAGACCAAGGUGGAAUCAAAAACUCAGGUCCAUCCACCAACCCUUCGGGUGCAGCUGUUGACCUAGAACAGCUACGUCAGAGAGCCCGUGUGGGGAAAACGUCAGAGAGUUCUUCUGUGUUUCAGGAAAGCUCGACUCUGUCUGAAGUGCCUUCCUGUGUGAGUGCAUCUCCUGCAAUUUACCUCCCACCAGAGGCCCCUCAUGUGAUCCCCGAUGACUUAAGGAGUCCACUUCCAGAACACAUGGAACCUAAGAGUCCACCUGCUGUGGCUCCUAAGCCUAAGAAACAUCCUGCUAACAUCAUUCGGAAGUCACCUAACACAUCAGGUGCCGGCACUGACAGCAACUUGGGUCAUUUUGUGCCGUCAGAACAGGAGAGAGUCCACAUGGAGGCACUGCGAAAGCUGGGUCUCUUAAAAGGUGACGAGACGGAUUCAAGUCCUGUCCAGAGCCCCAAAGGUUCUCAUAAAACUAGAAGCUCUUGGGGAGCGCCUCCUUCUCCGGUCAGUCCAGCAACUCCUCGUACACCGAGCUUCAAUCGACCUCCUGUGUCUGUCCCUGCACUCUCUCCUCCUGUUGACGCCGCAUCGGUUAAUGCCAAAGUUUCAGAAAUUCUUCCAGUUCCUGCCGCGUUCAGUGACCCCAUUGGGCAAGAAGAAGCAGCUGCUAAGGAUGUUUUAGAUGUCAGUCCAAACCAGAAGACUCCUGGACCUCAUCUUCCAUCACCCUCCAUGACCAGACACCCAGCUCCACCCAAUACCACAGGUGUUAAAUCAGCCACCCUGGAGCGCUCAGGCCCAGGUCUAAGCAGCUUAAUGGCAGGCCAAGACUUUAAUCUGGCAAGUCAGCUGCGUAAGAGUCGGCCAAGGCCCGCCUCUCUGGGGAGUGGGAAAGAAUUUACAAGCACUCAAGGAAAGGAUGUACAGGCAGCCCCUGCCAGCAGUCCGCAGCCAGAUUCACGGAGGUCCGUGCAUGACUACUCAGCCCUCCAGCGCUCUCAGAAGCUGCCUCGCUCUGAGGGCGUCAGUGUACUGAUCUGCCCGCGGUCGGACAACGAAGAGGCCCGACGCAAGGCACUGAAGAAGCUGGGGCUGCUCAGAGACUGAUACAUCACACUCAGGUCAGUGUCUCAGAAUACUGGGGCUCCAGGAUGGUCAGCCACAGUGCACUGUAAAAGCAGCUUCAAACGCCAGGUACUCUAUGGACACAAGGUGUCAGUGCACGUCACUGCUCGUCAUCUUCGCUCUUCACCUCAUUGGCCAAGAAGUGCCAAAGGGAAUUCCUAUAAUAAACUGUUGGCAGAGGUUUUAUUUACUUGGUGCGUAGCCAGAAGUGAAUCAAGAAAUAUCACCCUUUGUGAUAGUGAAUCUCAAACUAUGGUGAUGAUUGAUUGAUUUGAACUUUAUUGAUCCCAAAGUUAGGAAGUUCUUGUGUUAUCAGCAGAUUGGCUACCUACAAUGUGGUUCCUCUCGGAAUCGAACCCAGGACUCUGCUCUCUGCUUCCGAGGCAUGAGUGCUAACCGCUAUACUACGGAACCGACAAUGAUGGUACUCGUACCACAGUUGGCACUUUGACUCCCCCUACUGAGUAGUGUGUUUGCAUUCAGUGUCAGAUUUAAUUUUUAGCGUCAGUGGUAUUUCUAACUUAUUGGACAGUGUAGCUUCAGCUGGUAAAUAAAUACAACUAUUUUUUUUAAUGAAUAAAUCUCUUCUCUGUAGUGUGCUUAGCUAAAUUGUGUGGGCCUGUGCUGCUGUGGUUUAAUGUUUAAAGCCAAAUCUUUCUUGAGGUGUACACAGUGUAGGAAGGUUGAGAACCAGUGUUUUAGAAUAAUCUUUUUAUACCCAGGAUCAAGGACUAGCCUGCUAUUAAUCCAACUCACUUCAACUGACUCACAUCAACAGUGAGAUAAAAACGAUGACCAACUUCCCUUAUAAUGGUUGAUAAGGGAGGUAAAUCAUUUACCUGUCAAAUACCAAACCUCUGAGUGAAUGUUGACUCUGAGGGCAGACGUCACAGCUGCUUCAGUUGUGUCACACAAAGAAAAAGGAAAGACUCAAAGGUCCAGACUAAAGUCAUGGUUGAAAACAUUCUGGUCUUUUCCACUCUGCUCUAUGAAGCUGAAGCUGACUUUGGAAUAUUUCUACCGUAGAAACUGAGAACCAUCAGCUGACGUCUGGGUCAGCUGUGAGUCACGUCACAACAACACCAGACUUUUGCUCUAGCCUGUUGGACACAUGACUUCCCAGACAUUCCCUUUUCACGGCCUUCAUCAGGAAGGAAAGCAGACGGAAGAUAUUAUUUGAGAACAAUGUUGAAACAAAUCUCGAACUGUUUUAUAAACAGCAGGUGCACUGAAGGACACCUUCAGAUUGAAGAGACGUCAGGAUUUGUACAAGAAAAAUAACCCCCUGACCUCCUUCUUCUGUCAGCUCCAACUCUCUUCAGCCAUUAUUUCCAUUCUACUUUCGAAAGCACUGCAGAUCUUUUCAAGGAGCAAAGUAACCACGUAUUUAUCCAUUUCCUGUUUUGCUUCUCUGGUUAACAAGAGCCUUCCUGUCAAACUCCAUCACUGAUGCUGCUGACAGGCACUGAUCCUGCGAUGUCACUUCAAGUGUGUGCUGUUAUCUUAUGAGCCACAUAUGAACUUUUGACAUCGCUGUCUGUUCUUUUUUUUUCCCCCACUCAGCCUUCCUCUUUGGUUAUUUUUGCCUUUUCUCAACCUUGAAUACCUUUAAUUCCUUAAAUUCACUUUAAUUUCUGGACGUGUUUUUGCAGGUUAUGGCUAUUAAACAUAAAACAUUGUUUUUGAUUAGAUGCAGGUAAAUCGUGUUGUUUAUAUAAAUUUAUUAAUAAAAAAAUGCCAUAUACUUCCUGUAACCUAA